CUGCUGAACUUCCUCGUCCUGCAGAAGGAGGAUGGAGGAGGCGUGACGUCGCUGUCCGCAGACAGGCCCAUACAGCAGGGUGAGCGAGGAGGGGACGGACGCUACAUGCUGCCGCAGAGCACACGGGGCAACCGAGGCUCAAAACAAACCCAGACAACUUAGCAGGAACGGUGAGGCGGCCAUAGUAAUGCGGCAUCGCCCGCGAACCCCGCUGAUGUGACUGCGUGCCCGCUAGGAGCAGCAGGGAGGAAGCGGCGGACGCCACCACCUCUUCUACCGCGGCGGGGUCGCUCUCUCUGUCUGUCUGGAAGGGGACAUGUCCUCACUAACCGUAGAGGAGGACCAGAAGUGGCUACCGACUCACGUCCAGGUGACGGUGCUGAAAGGUAAGGGCUUGCGGGGCAAAGGCAAACACGGCACCAGCGAUGUUUACACCAUCAUCCAGCUGGGGAAGGAGAAGUACUCCACCGGCGUGGCGGAGAAGACCACCGAGCCGGAGUGGAGGGAGGAGUGCUCGUUCGAGCUGCAGCCCGGCGUGCUGGAGAACGGUGAGCGGAGCGGAUACCCGGCCGGGAGCAACGAGCUAAUCCUGAUCGUGAUGCACCGGGCGCUGAUCGGACUGGACGCCUUCCUCGGACAGGCUGUGAUCCAGCUGGAUAAACUAUUUCAUGAGAGCAGAUACGUAAAAAACGAAUGGUAUAGACUCAACUCUAAGACGGGAAAAAAGGAGAAGGAGAGGGGAGACAUUCAAGUCACUAUCCAGUUCACCCGAAACAACCUGACGGCCAGCAUGUAUGACCUGGUCAUGAAGGACAAGGGAGCCUCCACCUUCAGCAAACUUAAGGAGCGCAUGAAGGGGAAGAGGAGAUCUAGUGACGAGGACUCUUCCUCCACUGUCGUGCCAGCUGGAAACAGCUCCCUGUACCAUAUGCGCCAAAGACUGCCAAGUGAUGGAGGAGGAGAGGAGGACUAUGAGGAUGACGAGGGGGGCGAAGUCCGACGGAGCAAGAUGAGGACCUUCUUUCUGCGGGGGAAGUUGCGAAAGUCAUCAGACACACGCUCCAGCACCUCUCUGGGCUCUGAGAGCAGCGAGUCAUCGUCACGAGGCGGGAGCCUCAGUCCAACAGCCGGUAUCAGCGUGGUGGUGUCUGACCUGUCCAACUCCCCCAGUAACAGCAGCAACUUAACUGCAGACAACAGUCCAGAACAUACAGCAAAUGUGUCGCCCAAGUCGUCCUCUCUCAAAUGUGAGUUUGGUGAUGAAGCUGGUGAAAUCACUAUUGCAGUGCCUCAGCCGACUGUUUGUGUUAACGGAAGCCAAGCAUACAAAAUCCAGGCCCAGGAUCCAGGCUCAGGAAAAUCGUCAGGUUCUUUAGGCCUGGGACUGUUGCAGAAGUCCAUGCCCCACUCUGUUUCUCUACAGAACCUCAGCACGAGGCCCUUCACGGACCUACCUAAAGGCCUCAUGGGAGACGGCCGUCGUUGGUCUUUUGACAGGGCUGGCGUGGAGGAGAAAGCUGCAAUUGCAGCUUCCCUGGAGAGGAGCGGCCCCAAGCUGGGUGAAGACGAGGAGCGGCCAGAACAGGCAUCACUGCCGAAAGCUUCUAAGGCGGAGUCGGAGAAUCGGGUGAAAAAACAGAGGAAGAACUUGUUCUCACAUGGGCGGAGUGAGUCUGCAGAAAAGGGUCAGAGUCAGUCCAAGGACGAGUCUGAACAAACCUCUUCUGCCACCGAGGAGAAACACAGGGCUUGGUUUGGAUCAAAGGACUCACACAACAAACCCAGCCUGGUGGUCUACCCUAAAUUAGAGCUGAGCACUGACCCCCACCCACCACCUCUUCCACUUAGUCACCCCCCCUUGGGUGUCCCUGUUGAUCCAACCUCUUUGGUUUCCACACUGCACCACACUAACCCCUUUUGCCGCUCACAGACUACACCACAUCCUGUAUCCCAGUGCAACCCUUUCUACUCCCUCCUACAGCACAACCCCUUCUUUACAGAUAUGUUAACUAAUCAGCCACUAAAGUCUGCGCUGCCUCCUUUGCCUUAUCUUUCCAGCUCCCGGCCCCCGAUAACUGAUCUUUUUCCACAGUCAAGUAAUCCUAACCUGACCCAAGAUAACCCAGCAGUAGAGGACACCGUCACUGGCACUGACACCAAAGGCGAUCUUGGGAAAAGACCUCUCCCACCAGUUCCCAAGGAGAUAAAGGAACCAUCCAAGAAUCAUUCAAAGCCCUUUGUGUCUGCUGAAGAGCUUGGACUGGACCCAGAGUGGGAUGAAUCCUUUGAAGUAUUUGCAGCAGGCAGGCUGCAGUCUCCCGAGGAUCUCGCCAUGGAAGGCAAAACGCAGCUAAAUACAGUCAGUGACCAUCCACUGGAACACAACCGUAAUAAAGGUGAAUUACAACCAGUCCCAGAUGCUGAUGAGCACAGAAAUGUUGAUGACGCUCUAUAUAACCAGCCUGGGGGCAGACUUUUAUCCGCAGCACUUUCAUUUCCUGGCCAGAUGAAGAACAAUAACACGCUUCACAUCGACACUUUCCCACAAUUCCUUGAAACGAUCCCAGAACAUAGAAGCUUUGACAGUGAUGACUCAAACACUCCCACUAACUCUCCUGAACUGUGUGAUUUCAAUGUAACUCAACCAAACAGCAACACUACUAACGAUUUCACUGACACUAACAUUAAUGCAGCGCCCUUUCACAUCUCACCUGCACAAAUCAACAACAACAGCAGCUCUCCAGACCCCAGCUCCUCGGGUCUUGGCAGUUCGACUGAAGAUGAUGGCCUCUCCUGUUUUUCAUCUCAGUCUGAGAAAUUCUCCGCGUUGUCCUCCGAGGAAUCUGAAAGCGUCGUCCUCCGCUUCAACAAUUCGUCUGACUCCGCUGUGGUAAAAAACGGAAAAACCUCUGAGUCUGGAGACAGCAUCGCUGACAAGUCAGCUGACCUGUCUUUAUUUGUUGAUGCCCAUCAAACUGUCAUUCAGCCAGAGGACAGUUAUGGCGAAAAGGUUGGUUGGAGCUUUUUCGCUGAGUCGCUUCAGAUUCUGCCACUUACUCUAAUGCCAUCGGAAACGGAAAAAGGAAGUGAACGUGGAGAUACUCAAUCACUUAAAACUUCCAAUGUGAACCCUGAUCUGUUGUCAACACUACAACCAACAUCCAUUUUGUCUCAGCAAUCAAACAACUGUAAAGAUUUCACUGUAGAUCCAUUUGGUGAUUUCAACACUUAUUUUAAGAAUAGGGCUGCAGAAGAAGUGGUUCCUGGGUUUCCAGAUGAGGAAUUCUCUUCCACACUACCAUCAGUACACAUCACAACCUCAUCCCCUGAAGUUAAGCAGAAUUUGUUGGAUCUGUCCAAUGAGAAGAAUGGUUCCAAGGAGCAGGAAGCUCACCCAGACAAACAUGUGGGAUUUGGGAUUUUUGAUGAUUCCUUCAAUUUAAGUCGCAUUACAAGCAGUCCUAACCAAGACUUUGACUGCACUUUGUUGCAUGCACAGACCUCUGAUCAGAGUAGCAACAGCUUACUCCAUAGCCUUUAUGUCAGCGCUGACUCGCAGGAUUACCUAACCUGUGAUUCUCGCAUGUUCUCCAAAGAGUCCAGCAUCUCAGAGCUGAACCAAACACUAUACUCUGCUAACUCAACUCUCUGUGGUGAAAUGAGCAACGUUCAGGCCGUCCCUGGUGAUCUUCUGUGGAUGGAUCAUACAAAUCUAGUCCAGUCAUCAAACUUUGAGAUCAACCAGAAUGGAAAAUGUAAAGAAUCCCUCAAUGGGGAUCAAGGCAGUGUGGUAAAUCUUGAGACAAGCCUCCCAGUGGGGGAUGGAUUACAAGUUCUGCCUGCCCCUCUGCUGGGCAUGAGCUGUAAUCCAAAGAUCCUCGGUGAAGUAGCGGAGGGAAAUCCGCAUGACGUCGUCUUGAAAUGUCCACAGGAACAGCAUGCUACACUACAGCGCUCCCAUUCUGAGGGGACGCUAACACCUGGCUUUGACCAACUCCUCCUACCCUCUUUUGGGAGUGAUCCCUGCACAAUACAGGAAUCCUCCUUAGCUCAGCUAGGACCUGACUUCCCCUUCCCUAACUCCUUUGCUCCUUCUCUAACUCCUGAAAGCAGUAGCUCCCAUGUACCGCUCUCCACCCUCUCUCCCCAUGCUAGCAUUUCAGCGACAGUGCCACCCAGCUCAGGGCACAGUGCCGCAUCAAAGCCAGAGCCUGACGUGACCGCGCAGCAGCAAGCGGCCAAUCAGCUGAGCAGCCCCCACCCAGUGAAGCCACUGACAACUGCCAUGCUAGCUGAGGAGAAGAGGUCAGUGCUGGCCACCCGCCUGGAGAAGCUCAAGUCCACCAUCCAUCCGGGGAGAAGCAGCCAGAUCACGGAGCAGGUGGCAGACAGACGGAAGUCUCUGACAGAAGGAGCCGGCUCGUACUACCACCUGACUCACAGCGAACUGGUCGCCCUGCUAGUUCAACGCGAGGCUGAGCUGGAGAGGCAAAACGCUGAGUUGGAGCGUCAGAAACUCUUGCUGGCCAAGCGGGAGCUGGAGCUGAAGAAGCUGAAGCCGCAGGUCCGGGACCUGGAGGACUACAUCGACACGCUGCUGGUCCGCAUCAUGGAGCAGAAGCCUACGCUGCUGCAAGUGCGCGCAAAUUCAAAGUUCAAAUGAAGUAAAAAAAAAAAAAAAAAGUUCAAAAAAACAAGGGACUGGCCUUUUAGUUUGUGUUCACUGAAAACCUUCACAACAGCUCUUUAGUCUCACUGCUACGCUGUCCUUUUUGAUACAGAUAUUUAGGCACCGAGAGGUGUCAAGGUGAUGUUUUCCAGCUAGCAUGCUUCCCCAUUCUGAAACACAUCCUCAACAGCAGGUUUGUUUCCAGUGGUUCUGAAUGUAGCAAGUCCUCAGGUUGUCUUCAGGUUCAAAGAGCCAGGUGGAGGGUUCCAAACCCAGAUGCUUCCAAUUUAGCAUCCUGAUCUGAAUCAUUCUUUUCACAGCACCUAUCACCUCUGUCUCCGUGUCAGAGGUGCUUGAUUUUGUCCAGUUAACUACAAGCUGUCAGAUCAGUGCCAGGCAUUUUCAUGGCUCUCAGACCGAUCUCCUCGUUUAAAGGCAGAAGAUAUCUGUUCCCUCGUGUGCCUAGAAAUUGCUUGCAAAUUUCUUGAUGAUGUUUCUACACUUAUGUUGAAACUGGAAGGUAUUAUGUUUCUCAUACAGGACGCCAAAGAAUUAAGCAACUCUGACAUUUCAGACACAGGAAUCAGCAGCUUCUAUUUUUACUUUUUAGCUCAUAAAUCGACUGUUUAUCCAAACUUUCUAUAAAAGGUUGGGAUGCACUAAAAGGGAAUCCCCACCUUCAACUACCACACUGCACAGCAGUAAAUUGUAACUAACAGAUAAAGGCAGCAUAGUGUGGCAGUGAAUUCAACGUCCCUGCAAGUUGAGUCUUGACCAAGAAAUAUGUCAACUACAGGCAAGAAUGGAAGGAAAAGAAGGAAAUCAGCCUACGAUCUUCUCAGAUUCUGCGCUUUACAGAAGGAUUCAUGAGCCUUAGACCUUUGACACGUUACAGCUACAAACUCCAGAGUUUUUUAUGGGGACUGUAUGUGAUUGACCAACACAAAAUAGAGCAUGAUUUUGAGGUGAAAGGAAAAUUAUAUUUUAAAAAUCUGAAAAGUGUGGCAAGCAUUUCUAAAUCCAGUGCAACCAAUUGCCUUCAGAAAUCAUAAUUUGAUCUGGAUUUCAUUUGGGCCAUUCCAACAGAUGGAUGUGCUUUUAUCUAUACUGUUCCAUUGUAGCUCUGGCUGUUUGUUUAGGGUGUUUGUCCUUCUGGAAGGGGAACCUCCAACCCAGUCUCAAGGCUUUUGUUGCUGCCUCUGUCAGGAUUGUUCCAGAUUUAGCUCCAUCCAAAUGUACCCCCUCCCUUUUCCAUUGUUCCUGCUGAAGAAAAGCAUCCCCACAGCAUGAUGCUGCCACCACCAUAUUUCUCUUGACAUAAUGUGUUCAAGAUUAUGUGUAGUGUUAGUUUUCUGGCUCACAUUUCUGGCUCUCUGUUGGUCUGUCACAUUAAAUCACCCCUUUGAAGCUUGUAGUUGAAAUGUGACAAAAUGCGGGACCGUUCUAAGAGGGAACACUUUGCCAAGGCCCUGAAUGUUCAAGACAUUUUCAGAAUUCACAUUGAAUAAGUUCAUCAGCUUUGGUUCGUUUCUUUUAUAUGGCUUCCUCAGUUUUUCUUAAUGCUGUGUAACAUUCUGCAGACGUUCCUGGUUAGUGCUGAGGGCCAUGACUAGUUUUUUUUUUUUCUUACCGACUGCAAACCAAACGAGAGGGGUUUGCAUUUGACCCUUUCACAUGCACAUUACUGCGAACAGAUCUGAAUGUUCAAAAGUGUUCUUAAGCCAACAUGUGAAUAGUUUCAUUUCAACACAGGAUAAGUGCUGUUUAUCUUUAGAUCGCUUCUGCUAUAAGCUAACUGAUCCUCGGUGUUAUCAGGUGGAGACGGUUGGAAACCUCUUUCCCCACACGCGUGCGUUACUGACACAGACUGCAGCAUAUCAAGGUGAAUGCCUCUGACAUGCCGUUGCUUGACUUCCUGCUCUCAGUGUCUGUGUGGCACAUCCACUUCUGCCCCAGCAUGGGUAGUGCUGUCAGGUGUCACAAAGGGGCCGCAUUUUUUAGCACAUAUGCGUAUUAAAAUUCCAAAUGCUGCCUUAUUUUUUAUUAUUUUUAGGGGGGUUGUUUUCUUUGAUAUUCAUUAGUAUAGCACUUUGAUUUGAUUUUUUUUGGGGGGGUCGCUUUGGGCGGAUUUGAAAACAAAGCCAUCUGCUAGCUGAGAGCUAUUGUUUUUGAAUGUAUUAUUAUGCUUUAUAUUGUUUAGAUCACUGCACAUAAAAUCAAUUGUAUGCAUACAAAUAGGAAAUGAGUAAUAACAGUGAUUUACUGUGAAAUGCCAAAAAAGGAAACAAAAAAAAAUUAACACACAGCCUUGAAACUUAAUCUAUAGAGCUGAUUGAUACACCAUAAAGUAUUCUGAUAUGAUGCCACCUUAAACAGCAUUCGUGGAUGUUCUUGCACUACUUAAUUGUCAGAAGAAUAACUCUGCUGUACCUGUCUUUGUGAUAUCGGUAUAGUUAGAUCGACUUCACGCCAUAUUGCACUUUCUAAUCGCUCUGUGGUUAAGCACUAGGCCUUUUCUUCCACACCUUGAUGAUGAUUUGCCAGUGAGCUUCAAGCAUCAAACAUUAAAAAUAACACAUAUGUUGUCACAUCCAUUGAGCUGGGUGAUCGCAAUAUGAAGAGUGCAGAUGACUGUAGAAAUUCUCUUUCAUGUCUUCCAUUUGGCAAGGUUUUCAUUUACCGUUGAAUCGACUGUGUUUUGUCCUUGAGUGUGAAGCUGAUGGAAUGUGCUCAGUGGGGUAUGUAAGACUGGAACGUUUACAAUCCGUGAUGCAAUUCUGUUUCACAAAUUUUGUAUAUUUAAUAAAGAGUAUUUUGUGUUUCCUGCUCAA
This is a messenger RNA of Girardinichthys multiradiatus, 7500 nucleotides long. RefSeq names its product RAB11 family interacting protein 5a (class I) (gene rab11fip5a). The record is from RefSeq and is a predicted model, not a curated record. Bases 317 to 4663 code for a protein of 1448 amino acids. Gene Ontology annotation, biological process: regulated exocytosis. Gene Ontology annotation, molecular function: small GTPase binding. NCBI's taxonomy places the organism in Eukaryota, Metazoa, Chordata, Actinopteri, Cyprinodontiformes, Goodeidae. The transcript has 6 exons. Gene Ontology annotation, cellular component: secretory granule; phagocytic vesicle; recycling endosome.